Messenger RNA from Eremomyces bilateralis CBS 781.70, 1347 nucleotides. RefSeq names its product membrane protein acetyltransferase-like protein. Gene Ontology annotation, molecular function: acyltransferase activity, transferring groups other than amino-acyl groups. Bases 1 to 1347 code for a protein of 448 amino acids. Gene Ontology annotation, biological process: polysaccharide biosynthetic process. The record is from RefSeq and is a predicted model, not a curated record. The transcript has a single exon. Lineage: Eukaryota; Fungi; Ascomycota; Dothideomycetes; Eremomycetales; Eremomycetaceae. Gene Ontology annotation, cellular component: membrane.
AUGAGGGAAGAGCCAAGAAUACCGGUAGCCAAUCUACCGGGGCGGUCUCCGCCGGAACGUUCCUCUGCUUGCCUCGAUGGACUUCGCGGUGUCGCCUGUCUUAUGGUCUAUCUAUCUCAUCAACACCCUUGGUGGUAUCGCGAAGAUAACCUCCAUGAAGGAUUUGGAUAUCACGGCCAAACGGCAUUUGCAACCUUCCCCUUCAUCCGCAGCCUUUUCAACGGUGGCAAUGCAGCGGUUGCUAUCUUCUUCGUCCUCUCGGGUUAUGUGCUUAGCGCGGGUCCACUUCAACUUAUCCGCGAUGGAGACACUGCAGCAGCGCAUCGCAGGUUGAUCUCUGCGUUUAUUCGGCGUCCUUUCCGGCUGUAUAUUCCUGCGUUAAGCAUCGCGCUUGCGUUUGUCUUUGUUAUGCAUCUGCCGUUUGGACUCGCUCCAACCUUGGAAUUUCCGGUGCCUAAAGAGAGUUUUCUUUUGGAAUUACAGAACUGGAUCUGGCAGACCGCUUUAUGGAUGAAUCCUUUCGCCUCUCCGGAGACCUUUGCACGAGGGUACCUAUACCUCCCCCCAGCUUGGACAAUGCCAGUUGAAUACGAAGGCUCCUUGCUAGUAUAUUUUAUGCUGGCCGUGGCGACGUUUAUCCCACGAUAUCGAUUGAGUCUUUUCAGCGUUGCCGGUAUUAUCCUUUUCUCGGUUAAAAAAUGGUCCAUGGCUUGUUUUAUGGGUGGUGUGGUUCUGGCCAUAAAUGAUCUGGAUGGCAUCGACCGUGCUUUGCUCAAGCAGUUCUCGAAGCAGGGGGUAAAAGCGACCUUGAACGUAUUGUUCAUUUUGUCAUGGUGGCUUCUAUGUCAACCGGCGAAUAAACGCGACGAUCCCGAACUUUCUUAUAAUACGCCCGGUUGGUAUUACUUGACGAUGGUCUUUACUCCGCGGAAUUACUUUGAGGACGAGUAUUGGCGCUUUUACAACACCCUCGGCGCCAUAAUUCUCGUCUACACUGUCCUUAGGCUUAAAUGGCUGCAGUCCUUUUUCCUGACGAAGCGGCUAAAAUACCUUGGACGUAUUAGCUUUUCGCUUUACCUCCUUCAUAUUCCUUUCCUUUUUACCGUUGGAGACCGUGUCGAACGCAUGUUUGGCGGUAUCCGAGGGCAAUUUUCGACUUGGUACGAUUAUAAACUUGCAAUACCAGAUAUUGGGCCUAUCGGGUUUUCGACGGGUUUUCUGGCUUCGCAGGCGGUUAUCCUGCCAUUAAAUAUGCUCCUUGCGGAGUUGUGCACAAGAUAUUUGGACGAGCCGAGUAUUAGGGUCGCGCGUGCUAUUGCUGCCCGAUGGGGGUACGCCGGCACUUAA